AUGCGCUCCCUCACGCGCUCUCUCACUCGCCCUCUCAGUCGCACUCUCGUGCGCUCUCUUGGGCGCUCUUUGGCAUGCUCUCUCACACGCUCUCUCACGCACUCUCUCACACGCACCCUCACUCACUCUCUUGUGCUCUUUCACGCGCACCUUCACUCACUCUCUCGCGCUCUCUCAUGCGCUCUCUCACGCGCUCUCUCACGCGCUCUCUCACGCGCUCUCUCACGCGCUCUCUCUUGCGCUCUAUCAAGGCGCACUCUUAGGGGUACUCUCAGGCGCUCUCUCUCGCGCUCUUUUUCCCACACGCUCCCGCGCAUUGUCUCUUACAUCCUUUCUCUCGCGCACUCUCACGCACAUUCUCUCUCAAACGCUCUCUCACGCGCACCCUCACAUGCUCCCUCACACGCUCUCACACGCGCUCUCUCACGCGCUCUCACACGCGCCCUCUCACCCGCUCUCUCACGCACUCUCACGCGCUCUUUCACGCUCCCUCACGUGCUCCCCCGCGCACUCUCAAGCACACUCUCACGCACUCCCUUUCGCGCUCUAUCUCGCACACUCUCACCACAUUCUCUCUCUCGCGGACUAUCACACGCAUUCUCUCUCUCGCGAACUAUCACACGCAUUCUCUCUCUCGCGCUCUCACGCGCACUUGCACAAGCUCUCUUAUGCGCUCUCUCAUGCGAUCUCUCUCACUCGCUCCCUCACGCGCUCUCUCAUGCUGAUGCGCACUUUCACGCACUCUCUCAUAUGCUCUCUCACGUGCUCUCACGCGCUCUCUCGCGCUCUUUCACGCGCUCUCUCACGCGCUCUCAUGCGCUCUCAUGCUCCCUCUCACGCUCUCUCACGCACUCUCGCGCACUCUCUCAUCCGCUCUCUCAAGGCGCACUCUCAGGCACACUCUCACACACUCUCUCUCGCGCUCUCUCUCGCGCAUCUCACCACUUUCUCUCUCUCACGCGCUCUCUCGCGCACUAUCACAUGCAUUCACUCUCUCACGCUCUCACGUGCACUCACACGCGCUCCCUCAUGCACCCCCGCGCUUGUGCUCGUGCACCUGUCGCCAGAGGAGACAGCGGAGAGGGAAGGAGAGGCGACGGCGGGGAGUGGGGAGAGGCGGCCGCGGGGAGUGAGGAGAGGCAACCGCGGGGAGGAGCGAGAGGCGACCGCGGGGAGGAGGGAGAGGCGACGGCGGGGAGGAGGAUAGGCGACGGCGGGGAGGAGGGAGAGGCGACGAUGGGGAGGAGGGAGAGGCGACGGCGGGGAGGAGGUGAGGCGACGGCGGGGAGGAGGGAGGAGAUGGCGGGGUGGAUGGGACGGAGUGAUUGUGAGGUGGGUUGGAGAGGUGUCAGCGGGUAG
Molecule: messenger RNA, 1359 nt
Organism: Closterium sp. NIES-65
Lineage: Eukaryota; Viridiplantae; Streptophyta; Zygnematophyceae; Desmidiales; Closteriaceae
Source: the annotation of a GenBank genome assembly